AUGGCCGCAAGUAUCCAAAAGGUCCUCAACAAGCUCUCGCUCGGUGAGAACGUCGAGGCUCCCAAUGAGGCCGAUGUGAAGGCUCUACGCCUCAGCUUCGAGACGGUGGGCCAGGGCCACGUCCUAUCCUUCUGGAACGACCUGUCGGAUUCGGAGAAGACGUCGUUCUUCGCGCAGCUCUCCAAGUUUGAGCCCGAGAGAAUCGCCAAACUCUCAACAGAGGCAUUGAACCCUCCGCCGCCCGCAGAGACCCCCGUCUACGAGCCCCUGCCAGAGUCUGCUACCGCGUCGAUCCUGGACAGCCCCGACUCCAGCAUCAAGGCGUGGUACGAUCUCGGAUUGGAAUUGAUCGCGAAGAAUGAGGUUGCUGUCGUUCUCAUGGCUGGUGGUCAGGGAACUCGGCUUGGUUCUUCGGCACCGAAGGGCUGCUUCGAUGUUGGGCUUCCUUCGAAGAAGAGUUUGUUCCAGCUGCAGGCGGAGAGGAUCAAUAAGGUGCAGAGUCUGGCGGCGAAGAAGGUCGCGAAGUCGAAUGUUGUCGUUCCUUGGUACAUCAUGACUUCGGGACCCACGAGGGGACCUACUCAGGCGUUCUUCGAGGAGAACAACUAUUUUGGAUUGAAGAAGGAGAAUGUCGUGUUCUUCGAGCAGGGUGUGUUACCAUGCAUCUCGAACGACGGAAAGAUUCUGCUAGAGUCGAAGUCCAAGGUUGCUGUGGCACCCGACGGAAACGGUGGUAUCUACCGUGCUUUGACGGAGCAGGUCAUCCCCGACAUGAAGAAGCGUGGCAUUAAGCACGUUCACGCGUACUGUGUCGACAACUCUUUGGUCAAGGUUGCCGACCCAGUGUUUAUCGGUUUCUCGGCGUCGAAGGAUGUCGAUCUCGCCACAAAGGUCGUUCGCAAGCGCAACGCCACGGAGUCCGUCGGUCUCAUCCUCCUCAAGAAUGGCAAGCCUGAUGUCGUCGAGUACUCCGAGAUAGACUCCGACACCGCCGAGGCCAAGGACGAAAAAAAUAAGGAUAUCCUCAAGUUCAGGGCGGCGAACAUCGUGAACCAUUACUACACCGUCCGCUUCCUCGAGACCAUCCCCGACUGGGUUGAUUCCCUCCCACACCACGUCGCCAAAAAGAAGAUCCCCUUCUGCGACACCGAGACCGGGGAACGGCACAAGCCGGAGAAGCCUAACGGCAUCAAGCUCGAGCAGUUCGUGUUCGACAUCUUCCCCCGGAUCCCACUCGAGAAGUUCGCCUGCAUGGAGGUUAAGCGCGAGGACGAGUUCUCUCCCCUCAAGAACGCGAGGGGAACCGGCGAGGACGACCCCGACACCAGCAAGCGCGAUGUGAUGGACCAGGGCAAGCGGUGGGCUGUGGCAGCCGGCGCAACCUUUGUCUCGGAGGAUCCGGCGGCCGGCGUCGAGGUGUCACCGCUUCUCAGCUAUGGUGGUGAGGGUUUGGAGUUCCUGGUGGGCAGGGAGAUUGUGGGUCCAGCAGCCAUUGAGAAGACCGAGUAG
This is a messenger RNA of Tricharina praecox, 1509 nucleotides long. RefSeq names its product nucleotide-diphospho-sugar transferase. The coding region runs from base 1 to 1509 and encodes 502 amino acids. Lineage: Eukaryota; Fungi; Ascomycota; Pezizomycetes; Pezizales; Pyronemataceae. The record is from RefSeq and is a predicted model, not a curated record. Gene Ontology annotation, biological process: UDP-N-acetylglucosamine biosynthetic process. Gene Ontology annotation, molecular function: UDP-N-acetylglucosamine diphosphorylase activity. The transcript has 5 exons.